Molecule: messenger RNA, 1092 nt
Organism: Metarhizium album ARSEF 1941
Lineage: Eukaryota; Fungi; Ascomycota; Sordariomycetes; Hypocreales; Clavicipitaceae
Product: homoserine dehydrogenase
Exons: 2
Coding region: 1-1092 (363 amino acids)
Biological process (GO): aspartate family amino acid biosynthetic process; L-homoserine biosynthetic process
Molecular function (GO): homoserine dehydrogenase activity; aspartate kinase activity; NADP binding
Source: RefSeq, a predicted model, not a curated record
AUGGCGAGUACAAACACGAUUUUCAUUGCUGUAAUUGGCGCGGGUGGGGUGGGAAAGUGCUUCUUGGCUCAGCUCCGACAUCUCGCCGUCCGCCGACCUUCCCCCAAGUUGAGUCUCUGUUACAUUGCUACCAGCCGCAAAGCGCUCUACAACGACGACUACUCGGCCAUCAAUUUGGAAAAUGUCAUUCAAGUCCUGGCCGCUUCCUCUAGGGCUCCCCAUGCUCUGACCGACCUCGUUGCCUACCUGACCAAGGCACCCGGCAAAGCCGUAAUCGUUGACAAUACAAGCUCCCAAGAGGUUGCUGAAGCAUACCCCACGGCUCUGAAGGCGGGUAUUAGCAUCGUAACCCCAAACAAGAAAGCUUUCUCUGGGUCAUAUCAACUGUGGCAGGAUAUUUUCCAGGCUUCCGCCGCUUCUGGAGCCAAGGUCUACCACGAGUCGUCCGUUGGCGCUGGUUUGCCCGUGAUUUCGACUUUGAAGGACCUUGUAGAGACUGGCGACCAAGUCACAAAGAUUGAAGGUGUUUUCAGUGGUACCAUGUCGUUUCUCUUCAACUCCUUUGCUCCUGUCGCUGGUGGUGGCGGCAAGUGGUCAGAGGAAGUCAGGAAGGCCAAGGCGCUUGGCUACACAGAGCCGGAUCCUCGUGACGACCUCAACGGCUUAGAUGUUGCCCGAAAGUUGACCAUUUUGGCUCGUCUAGCUGGUUUGCCCGUUGAAUCACCAGCCUCCUUUCCCGUGGAAAGCUUAAUCCCCAAGGAGCUAGAGUCUUGCUCCAGUGGGGACGAGUUCAUGGAGAAGCUUCCAUCAUUUGAUCAGCAAAUGGAAGAGAAGAAGAAAUCCGCUGGAGAUAAGGUUAUUCGAUUUGUCGGCAGCAUCGACGUCGGUGCCAAGCAUGUCAAGGUCGGCCUUCAGACCUUUGAUCCAUCCCACCCCAUUGCUGCGCUAAAGGGUAGCGACAACAUCAUCAGCUUCCACACAAAGCGGUACGGAAGCAACCCCCUCAUUGUUCAAGGUGCUGGCGCUGGCGGAGAUGUUACUGCCAUGGGCGUAACCGCGGACUUGAUCAAAGUUGUUGGCCAGCUUGCCUAA